Messenger RNA from Diachasmimorpha longicaudata, 857 nucleotides. RefSeq lists its product as uncharacterized. NCBI's taxonomy places the organism in Eukaryota, Metazoa, Arthropoda, Insecta, Hymenoptera, Braconidae. The record is from RefSeq and is a predicted model, not a curated record. Bases 21 to 551 code for a protein of 176 amino acids. The transcript is spliced from 4 exons.
UUUACCCCGUAAAAAAGGCUAUGAGUAGCACCGACGAUUUCAGAAAAAGCGGUAAAACACCAAAAGCCCCGACGGAAGGGCUAGAUUACACCCUGGGCUCAGAUCGUACGGAAACAACGGGCUCAAGCGGCCAUUACAUUAAUCAAUCGAGCAAACAUGAGCAAGCAGAGCGCUAUCUCGCCGAUCGCAAGAUCUACGAACUCUUUAAUUUUUUAAUAGGCCAUUUGCUGGCAGACGAGCCUGACGAUCCUAUCGAGUACCUGGACACUCUUCUCACCAAGUGUAUGCUCUUCAAAUCGGAUAUGGACGAGCCACCGCUGCUCUUCACCAGCCGCCACAUCGCGAGCUUAUUUCAAAGUAUGAAUCCAUCUGGCAAUGGUGUACUUACCCUCCAGCAAUACAGGACUGGCAUGAAGACCCUCGGAAUCACCAACUACAAUCAGCGUCCAGUUGAGUGCACACCAGGUCACGUUGACAGGCAAACCUUUGAGGACGAAGCAAAAAAAUGUCUCAUACAGGCGCUCGCUGAAAUAGUGGGCAAAUGUGACUGAAAAUGGACUCGAGGUUAUUGAAGAAGGACGUAUUACUCUCAAGCUGGCACAGCUGCAUUCGUUUGUACCAAGAAAUACCGACAUUCGAGACGCUGUUUUGAGCUCUGGAGUUACGCCAUGUAAAGUCAUUUAAACAAUAAAAUCAAAAAUGUUACUGAGAAUUCUAUAUUGGUUGCUAAGGAUUCAUUUAUCCAACCAGUCCUCAAGAAAUUCAUACUCAGAAUUAUGCAAGCCAGACACUAUCGCAAACCACGGGGUCACGCUCUGAGUGACUCGCCCCAUAUUCGUCGGCAAUUCUUUCCUACC